This is a messenger RNA of Aspergillus steynii IBT 23096, 1752 nucleotides long. RefSeq names its product Mis12-Mtw1 family protein. Gene Ontology annotation, biological process: cell division; mitotic sister chromatid segregation. Gene Ontology annotation, cellular component: MIS12/MIND type complex. The record is from RefSeq and is a predicted model, not a curated record. NCBI's taxonomy places the organism in Eukaryota, Fungi, Ascomycota, Eurotiomycetes, Eurotiales, Aspergillaceae. The transcript is spliced from 5 exons. The coding region runs from base 1 to 1752 and encodes 583 amino acids.
AUGACCGUCACUGUUGUGGCUACCCCUACAGCGAAGACAAAACGUCGCGACCCCCUAACAACCAUUAACAUGGCAACGUCCCAGGCGCAGGCGCGUCCUGCGUCAUCUGCCACGGGUAAAGCGGGUCGGAAAGGGACGAGGUCGAGUGCGCGACUGAGUCUGAACAGUCAGGAGAAGAGCGAGGAAAAUUCAACUCGCGGGAAAAGAAAGGGUUCUUUCGAUGACGAUGACGAUGAUUUCCAGUUCACCCGCAUCAAGAAAUCAAAACCCGCAGUUGAAACUAUUCCCGAGCUUCCUCAAUCCGUACCUGAGAAAGCUGCCCCGCAACCGUCGCCCAAGCGAGGCCGCCCCCCGAAAAAGCGACCUGCAGAGAAGUCGGAGGCUGUUGCGGAGGCAAAUCAUACGACGGAAUCUCGAACAAAGCGAUCAACGAGAGGGGCAGCGAGAGGGACGGCGAAGCCCGCAGCGCCCGAGCCAGAAGCUCAAACACAAGCGCAGUCACAACCACAAACACAAACGCAAACGCAACCGGAGAGUGCUACGCGCUCAACGCGCAACCGUGACCACACUGAGCCAGUACCAAAGGAAAAAGCAGUACCAAAGGAAAAGGAGAAAAAGAAGCGAAGAGGGCGACCGAGCAAAUCGAAUGAGCCGGAGCGACAAAACGGGUUCGUAUCUCCAGAGCCUCAGAAGACUGGGACGGCGACGAUUGCACUUCCUAUGGCCGACACGCCGGUUAUCCAGCGGAAUAAGGAGAUGAGAGGGCAGACAAAGGCAGGAAAAGGAAAUAGGCGAAGUAGCUUGGGUAUGCGAGGACGAAGAGCUAGUUCCCUUAUCGAUUCUGGGGCUUCAAAUGCCCUACCUCACAAGGAGGUUGGUACGGCGGAAUUCUACAAGCACAUCGCCAGUGAUGGAUUGCCAGAACCGAGGAGGAUGCGUCAACUUUUGACUUGGUGCGCAACUCGCGCGAUGGGAGCGAAGCCUUCUGGAUCGGGUGCUGAAGAUGCUAGUGUGCAUCUGGCAGCGCGUGUGAUCCAGGAGGAAAUUUUAAAGGAAUUCUCCGUCAAUUCAGAGCUAUCGAAUUGGUUCUCUCGCGAAGAUAUCAACCCUCCAUCCGUCGUGGUCAAGAAGCCGAAUCCGAAGAAUGUGCAGAAUACGGAGAAAAUCAAGGAACUAGAGGAGCAAAUUCAGAAGCUCCAAAAGCAGAAGCACUCCCUGAAUGCACUCCUCCGGUCGUCGCCUAUUCCACCGAUUAAAGCCUCGAAACAGCCGGACGCUACACCGAAUGGUCAAACCGAGCAGCUGCCUCAGCCUGACUCAAUCGAUCUUUCACUUCUCGAACCCUCCCAACUCAAACUUUAUGCCCUAAUAGACCCCGACGCAGCCAAGCGACAUUCAACCGUGCAGACCCAAGAACCAGAGCCUCCUUCAGACGCCACUACUCUACCUCCAAUCACCCCUUCAACAAUCUCUACGCGUUUAUCCCGUAUAAAAUCUGGCCUUGCACCAACUUUGGAUUCCUUGGCAGCUGGCGUCCAUGAUAUCGAGCUUUAUCGGGCAAUGUCCGACAACGUAUCGUCACGGAUCCUGCGCAUCUGUGCCGAGCGAUUAGAUGAGCGCGAAGCCAGAAAGUCCCUGGGGCGACUAGCAUUAGAAGAACAGGGAGAGCAGAAAGACCUCAGUCUUCGGCCACGAGUCCGAGAGGAUAUUGGAGUAAUCCUCGGGGCCCUCAGCCGGGUCGAAAGACGGUGA